This is a messenger RNA of Adineta ricciae, 2394 nucleotides long. Lineage: Eukaryota; Metazoa; Rotifera; Eurotatoria; Adinetida; Adinetidae. The record is from the annotation of a GenBank genome assembly.
AUGACAACACCAAUGCACAUUAAUCCUCAAGAAGAACAAUUGUUUCUUGCUACACUUCAAGAUUGCUUACAAACAGAUAAUACAAAACGUGCUGCUGCUGAGCAAGUCUAUCAAGAUAUUCCUGAUGAGAAAAAAGGUAUUUUACUUAUGUCGGCGAUAUGUAAUACAACAAGAGGCGUGCCGAUUCGAUCGAUGGCAUCGAUUAUGUAUCGACGUUUAAUUCAAUCACAAUUUGAGAAUUUCUGGCCAAAAUACACCCCUGAGCAACAAAUGAUGUUGAAAAAGGAAUUACUCACACGAUUAAUCCAAGUAGAUGAUGAUGAAGAUAUUCGAAAGAAAAUCUGUUAUAUCGUCGCUGAAUUAGCCAAGAAUUUAAUGGAUGAAAAUGAUCAAUCGAAAUGGCCGGAAGUUUUGGACUUUCUUUUCCAGUCGGCAAAUUCACCGCAUAGUAGUUUAAAAGAAUCAGCUUUGAUUAUUUUCGAAGCUUUUCCGGGCAUCUUCGGUAGUCAAGCGGAACAAUUAACUCAAAUUAUCCAUCAAAUAUUUUUAAAUUGUUUAAACGAUCAAGAAAAGAAAGUUCGUUACACAGCUGCAACUGCUUUCGCAGCUUAUCUCAAAGACAAUGCUGAAAAUACUCAAUUGAUGAAUAUUUAUCGCGACUGUUUACCACCAUUUCUUUCGACAAUAACACAUAGUUUGGCGAACUCCGAUGACGAUACAGUAUUGAAAGCAUUGAUCGAUAUUGCAGAAAAUACACCAAAAUAUAUCCGACCAGCUAUCGAUGAAGUUUUUACGUUAUGUCUUCAUACAAUGGAGCAAAAGGAUGAUUUCGAAGAAUCACGUCGUCAUUUAGCUUUGGAAGUUUUAGUUACUCUUUCUGAAACGGCAAGUGCUAUGGUUCGAAAAGUGGCCAAAAAAUACAUGAACAAGCUUGUUCCGCAACUUCUUGAAAUGAUGGUUGAUUUGGAUGAUGAUUCGGACUGGUCAACUAAAGAUAUAAUUGAGGAUGAAGAAGAUGAUAGUAAUGCUGUCGUUGGUGAAAGUUCAUUAGAUCGUCUUGCUUGUGCACUUGGUGGAAAAACAAUGUUGAAUUAUAUUUUAACAACUGUUCAAACUAUGUUACGAAAUCCUGAUUGGCGUUAUCGACAUGCUGGCUUAAUGGCUAUAUCAGCUACUGGCGAAGGCUGUCACAAAGAAAUGACAGUUUUACUGGAUGAUCUUGUCAAUGGAAUAUUAGUUUUCCUCAAAGAUCCGCAUCCACGCGUUCGAUAUGCAGCUUGUAAUGCAUUGGGACAAAUGUCAACAGAUUUCCAAGGAACAUUUCAAAAGAAAUUUCAUGCGAAAGUUAUUCCUGGUCUUUUGUCUAUUCUUGAUGAUCAUGAAAAUCCUCGAACACAAGCACAUGGUGGCGCGGCUUUAGUCAAUUUUGCGGAAGAUUGUCCACCACGACUUUUGAUCGAACACUUACCGCAAAUUAUUGAAAAGCUUGAACAAGUGCUCAAUCGAAAAUAUCAAGAACUCGUUCAACACAAUCGUAAAUUGGUUCUUGAACAAAUUGUCACAACACUUGCAGCCAUCGCCGAUACAGUUGCACAAGAUUUUUCACCCUAUUAUGAUCGGUUUAUGCCACAAUUGAAAUAUCUGUUUAAAAACGCAGUUACACCUGAUUAUCGAAUGUUACGCGGGAAAACAAUGGAAUGCAUCAGUUUAAUUGGUCUAGCUGUCGGAAAAGAAAAAUUUAUCCAUGAUUGUUAUGAAAUUAUGCAAGAAUUGGUUAAAACCCAAGUUGAUUUCGAAAAUUUGGGCAACGAUGAUCCACAAGUGUCGUAUUUGAUUGGCGCUUGGACACGUAUAUGUAAAAUCUUAGGCAAAGAUUUUGAACAGUACUUACCCAUUGUCAUGGGACCGGUUUUGAAAGCUGCAGCAUUCAAACCUGAGGUCACUGUGUUGAAUGAAGAUGAAACCGAUGUUGAAGAAGAUGAUAGUUGGGAGGUCUUAAAUGUUGGCGAUCAAGCAUUUGGUAUUAAAACAACAGGUCUUGAAGAAAAAGCAAGUGCUUGUUCAAUGCUUGUUUGUUAUGCAAAAGAAUUAAAAGAAGGUUUUGUUAAUUAUGUCGAAGAAACAACGAAGCUCAUGGUUCCACUUCUUCGAUUCUAUUUUCAUGAAGGUGUUCGUGCUGCAGCUGCUGAAUCCUUACCACAUCUACUCGAUUGUGCGAAAUUACGUGGUGAUGAUUAUGUUCGUCAAAUGUGGCAAUACAUGAACAAGGAAUUAUUCAAAGCUAUCGAAAUUGAACCUGAUCAUGAAGUUCUUGGUGAAUUAUUUUCAUCCGUCGGAAAAUGUAUUGAAACAUUGGGUGUGUCAAGUUUAUCUGCUGAUGNUGCUAGUGUUUAG